UAAGGUGGGGCCUGUAUGCUCUCCAAACAGGCAUGUCUAGCUUUGUCGUUCCAAGUGAUUGCUCAAGCAGGCCAAGGGAGAGAGGGAGGGAGGCUGUCUCUACAGAGGGAAAGCAGGGCGUUGGCCGGGCCAAGGAGGAGCCAAAGAGCUUCUCAUCGCCCAUCAGAUCCAUCGCUCAGAGCUAGCCAACCAAGCAGCCCGCCUGCCAGCCAACUCUCUGGUCCACGUCGGCUCUCUCUCUCUCCUCCCUCUCUCUCCACAGCUAUGUCCUCCAGAUACACCGUCGGUCCCACAGAAACGGAACGUUGCAUCGAGUCUCUCCUCGCUGUUUUCCAGCGCUACGCCGGCCGGGAUGGGGACGCCAGUGCCCUCACCAAAAAGGAGUUCCUGACCUUCAUGAACACUGAGCUGGCCUCUUUCUCCAAGAGCCAGAAAGACCCGGCCAUCCUCGACCGCAUGAUGAAGAAACUCGACAUGAACUGUGAUGGGAAGAUAGACUUCGGCGAGUUUUUGAAUCUCAUCGGGGGCAUGGCCCAGGCCUGCCACGCCCACGUGUUGUCAUCCCCGACCGGCGGGCUGCCCCAGAAACCAUGAAACACCCCCACUUUUGACCUUUCCAACCCAAGACCAGCACCUUCCCAAGCAUUCUAAAAUCCAACACUUGCGUGCGAGUCACAACAUAGGAGCUGCAUCCAAUGUGCACAUGCGAGCGACCUUCGCUUCUUACAGAUAUAUAUAUUUUUAUCUCUCAAUAAAGCCGAUGGGCAAAUCACAA
Molecule: messenger RNA, 775 nt
Organism: Rhineura floridana
Lineage: Eukaryota; Metazoa; Chordata; Lepidosauria; Squamata; Rhineuridae
Gene: S100A11
Product: S100 calcium binding protein A11
Exons: 3
Coding region: 16-594 (192 amino acids)
Biological process (GO): regulation of cell population proliferation
Cellular component (GO): cytoplasm
Molecular function (GO): calcium-dependent protein binding; calcium ion binding
Source: RefSeq, a predicted model, not a curated record